Molecule: messenger RNA, 1635 nt
Organism: Vanessa atalanta (red admiral)
Lineage: Eukaryota; Metazoa; Arthropoda; Insecta; Lepidoptera; Nymphalidae
Product: UDP-glucosyltransferase 2-like
Exons: 4
Molecular function (GO): UDP-glycosyltransferase activity
Source: RefSeq, a predicted model, not a curated record
CGGUGAGACAGACCGUCAAAUCGUGAACACUUUGAAAUCUAGAGGUCGUUGAACCGUCAACGCGCCAUGUCCACUAUGACUAAUUACAAGCUCGUGUUUGUAUUAAUCGUCGUAGUAGUGUCACAAGUUUUUAAUUAUGCAAGUGCACUGAACAUACUAGCUAUCGCGUCUUUGCCUCUCAAAAGCCAUUACAUGGCCUUCCAAACACUAUUUCGUGAGCUAGCUAUCCGAGGACAUUCAGUUACUGUUAUAAAUAAUUUUCCCGAAAAGAAUCCCGUACCAAAUUUAAAAUUUAUUAAUAUAAAUGCACCGAUUCGCCCUAUGCCCGGUAUGGCGUUUUUUGAAAAUAACACAUCAUCGUUUUCUCAUCUACUAAAUUUCAAAAUACAUUUUACAAUAAGUCCAACGAAUGUGAAACAGGACUGUGAGCUUCUUUUUAGUAAUAAAGAUGUCAAGGCGCUUCGGGAAAGAGGAGAUAAAUUUGACGUGAUAUUUGUUGAGCAAUUCGUAAGUGACUGUGGGCUUGCUUAUGCGGCCGCUCUAUACGAUGCACCUAUUAUUGGAAUAACUUCGCAUACUCUCCUACCUUGGGCUUAUUCAAGAAUUGGGAUUCCGUUCGAUAUUUCAUCGAAUGCAUUUUACUUUUCAAACUCUGGCACGAAUCCGUCCCUAUAUCAGAAAGUUGAGAGUUAUCUUAUGAACAUAUAUGCGAACACGAUUGGGUUAUGGCAAUUACAGAGAUCCAUAUAUGACAUAUUUAACAAGAAUCUUCCAAAUGUUGCGUUGGACGUAGAGAAAAUAGCUAGAGAUAGGAUGAAAAUGAUGUUUGCUUAUCAACAUUAUUCAAUAACUGGAGCAAGAUUACUUGCACCGCAGCUACUUGAAAUUGCUGGUAUGCAUAUUGGUAAACCGCAGCCAGUGCCAGAGGAUAUAGAGAAAUUUAUAUCUAGUGCCAAGGACGGUGUCGUUUACGUCAGCUUCGGAUCCAAUUUGAAAGCGAGUACUAUGUCGAAGAAAAAAAUGGAACAAUUCCUUCUCGCGUUUAAGAAAAUCCCGCAAAAGGUGCUCUGGAAGUUGGAAGAUACGACGUUUUCAGUCAGCAAUGAUAAUUUAUUAACACGUAGCUGGUUCCCUCAAUUAGAUAUUUUGUGUCAUCCAAAUGUAAUUGCAUUCGUGUCUCACGGUGGAAUGUUAAGUAUCUCUGAAGCAGCUCACUGCGGGACGCCAUUGCUGACGAUUCCUUUCUUUGGAGAUCAGUUUUCUAAUUCCGCGGCUGUGGCCGAUAGUGGACUGGGAAUGACCAUGUACUUUGACCACCUUAACGACGACAACUUGGCUGAAGCAAUCAAACAGUUGGCGUCUUCAGAGGUGCAGCAAAAUGCUAAGCAAAUUUCAAAACUUUGGCAUGACCGACCUAUGAAUGUCUUGGACAGCGCCAUCUUUUGGACGGAGUACGUAGCAAGACACAAAACGGCGCCACCAUCUCUACCGUCGACUCACAAUUCAUGGUUUAUAUCAUCGCUGCUAGAUGUCUAUAGUAUUCUAAUUGUAUUCGUAUUAGGAAUUUUGUCUCUUGUGUAUACAAUUUGUAAAAUAUUUAUAUUAGUUUUUACAUCAUUUGUUAAGUUAUUUAAG